CGACCUUCCCUCGCAAAAGUGUGUGACAUCCCAAGCAGCUCGAUCGACAAUAUUACCGCUGGUAGGGGUCCGGCGCUCUCAGCGCGAUGAAUUGUCGGAUCUCAGCCAAAGAAUGUACGCGAGAGUGGGAAGAGUUGCGGGGUCGCAAACGACCUCGCGCCAUCGACCGCAAACAAGAAGCCGCCCGUUCCACCCCGGAUGCUACGGAUCCUUACGACUGUUCUGAUGUAAAGAUUUUCCCCAUAAACGAGAUUGUCGAUCGAGUAGCGUCCGAGGCGGUGCGCGAAUGGAGAGACCUCGAUGGACGAAGAGUUGCUGCUGGUUUCGGCACACUUUCUCCCGCAUCAUCCGGAGUGGCUGGAACCCCUUCGUCCCCAAUUGAUUUUUCAAAGCAACCUAGUGCUCAGCAAAAGAUGGCACCACCUGCAUGGUACGAAAAUCAUGUGAGACUUCCCGAACGAUUUGACUACGCAACAUCCCUACAAGAAGCUCCCGAAGACGACGGAACGGGCGAUCGUGUGGUAUCGCUGCAAGAUCCGUCACAAACGACGUCGUACGAGCGGGAACUUUGGAAACUAUUCGCACAAAUACCUACAAAGGAAGAUCUAGAAGCCGAAAUAAUCGACGGCGCCAAAUUGGAGCGUUCCUUCGCAAUGCAGAACGAAAUUACAACAGGUAUUACGCAAUAUACGCGGCUGGAUUGUCAUGCUCUGUCCCGCGUACGACUUUCAGACCGUCACGGUCUACCGCCAACUCCCGCCGAAGCGGCGGGGACGACGACUCUCGUGUUUGAAUGCUGGCGCCAGGCUCUAAAACGAGGAUCGUCGGCGGACCCAAAUCGUACCAUGUUGGAGUUUUUGGGUUCACAGACCUUGUUGGAUUUUCACAAAGCUUUGACAGAGCUGACUGAAGAUGAAUUAUGGGAGUCAGGAACGGCCAGCGGCUUACAUAAUGAAGCGGCAAGUGGCAUGUUUUUCAUUGAAGGUGUAUUCUACACAUUUGGAAAUGUAGAUUAUACUUCGACGAUACAAAAGUGGAUGGACACCGCACCGAGUACCUUCCGACAGAAGUUGUCCAUCCACUUGGGUUUAAGAUUGAUAGACAACCUUCCUACUGCAAAAAUGACGGAUAUGAGAUUGGAUGAGCUCACCCUCCGCCUGGGCUUUCGAUACGCACAUAUACAUCAUGGAGAUGUGGAGACAGCAGUCUUUUUGGUAGACCGCAAGCUAACAACACUUCAUCGCAUCGAUUAUCCUAUUCUUCACGAUCUUUGGACAUCAUCCUUUACGAUUCCAGAUUGUGAAGCAUGUCAGUCGCGGCUGGCUACGGUUGUGACGUCCGUAACAUGCAGCGCUGCGGAUUUUGCCGUCCGGGUAAUAUGUAGGUCUUGUAGUGAUCAGCUGCAAAUCCGAGACUUGGAAUCGUCUAACAUCAAUUCAUAUACGAAAUGGCGGCAACAAGGGGAUUUUUCAGGCGGAGCCACGGGCAAGUAG
Messenger RNA from Phaeodactylum tricornutum CCAP 1055/1, 1493 nucleotides. RefSeq lists its product with no specific name. NCBI's taxonomy places the organism in Eukaryota, Bacillariophyta, Bacillariophyceae, Surirellales, Neidiaceae. Gene Ontology annotation, cellular component: snRNA-activating protein complex. Gene Ontology annotation, molecular function: RNA polymerase III type 3 promoter sequence-specific DNA binding; bent DNA binding; RNA polymerase II cis-regulatory region sequence-specific DNA binding. The coding region runs from base 87 to 1493 and encodes 468 amino acids. The transcript has a single exon. The record is from RefSeq and is a predicted model, not a curated record. Gene Ontology annotation, biological process: snRNA transcription by RNA polymerase II; snRNA transcription by RNA polymerase III.